AUGCCUUUCAAUGAUCUCAGGAGUCAACUAGGCGAUUCCUUUGAAACUGCCAAGCAAAGAUUCAACAAGCUUAUGAUGAGUUUUUCUAGAAAUCCUGCCAAGCGGGAACAAUAUGAGAAUUUCAUGAACGAAUAUCUGGCCCUCGGCCACAUGAAGGAAGUUAAUGACAGUCCCAAGGAAUGUUACUUCCUACCGCACCAUGCGGUCUUUAAAGAAUCAAGUUCCACCACGAAGAUUCGAGUCGUGUUCGACGCUUCGGCGGCGUCGUCAACAGGCAUUUCGCUGAAUGACACCCAAUUGGUCGGCCCAACGGUGCAAAGUGAUUUAGUCACUAUCAUUUUAAGAUUCUGCAUUCAUCAGGUGGUUUUAACAGCCGAUAUUCCCAAGAUGUACCGUCAAGUUCAGAUCCAUGAAGACGAUAGACGAUUUCAGCGUAUCUUAUGGCUCAACAAGAAGGGUGAAAUGUCUACUUUCGAAUUAUCGACGGUCACAUAUGGUUGCUCAAGUGCGCCCUAUUUGGCAACACGCUCGCUAAUCCAGUUGGCAUCUGAUGAAUCUGAAACAUUCCCGCUCGCGGCGGAAGUAAUUAAAAAAGAUAGCUACAUCGAUGAUUUCAUUACGGGUGGCAAAACGAUUGCUGACGUAAUUGAAAUAUACAAGCAGCUCAACGGAAUUCUCGAAAAAGGUGGUUUUGGUGUCCACAAGUUCUGCUCUAACAGCAAGGAAGUUUUGAAAAUAAUUCCCGCAGAACUUCAAGAAAAGCAGAUGGAUUUUGAAGGAUCGGACAUCAACAACACAAUCAAGACGCUUGGACUGAUAUGGAAUCCGAGUGAAGACUACUUCGUGUUCAACGUACCACCGCUAGACAGCAGCAUCAAACCGACGAAGCGCAUAGUUUUGGCUGAAAUUGGACGUCUCUUCGACCCACUGGGAUUUUUGGGUCCAGUGGUGACUUUGGCGAAACUUACUAUGCAAGAACUAUGGCGAUUGAAAAUGGAUUGGGAAGAUGAACUUCCACUAGAGCAACUGGAAAUAUGGAAAUCGUUCCGGCAACAAUUGUGUUCAGUGAAGAAUAUUCGGAAGCAACGAUGUGUUAUUCCUGGAAAAGUGAAAAGUGUUGAACUACACGGGUAUUGUGACGCCUCUAAGGUUGCUUACGGUGUUUGCCUGUAUGUUCGAAGUUUAGCUGAAAAUGAAGAAAUCGAAGUACGUUUGAUCUGCAGUAAAUCCCGUGUCGCACCACUCAAGCCUAUGACCAUCCCUCGACUGGAACUCUGCGGAGCCCUCUUGUUGGCUCAACUUACAAAGAAGGUGAAAGAAGCUCUCAACAUUAAAUUCGACAGUGUUACGCUUUGGUCAGACUCACAAAUCGUUCUGAGUUGGCUGAAGAAAAGUCCAUUAACGUUAAAUGAAUUUGUAUGCAAUCGAGUGGCUACUAUCGUAGAGUUUACUCACGACUACGAAUGGAAAUAUGUACGAUCCCAAUACAAUCCAGCGGAUUCUUUGUCCCGUGGAGAGCUUCCAGAGCAACUUUUGGAGAACGAGCAGUGGUGGACAGGCCCAGUCGCACUACACAAAAUGGAAUCGAUUGAAGAAGCGAGAUUUGAGAUUCUUGCAAUCGAAAGUCUGCCCGAAAUACGGAAGGUGAAGCACACGCUGAUAAUGGCUCCAAAGCAACAACCAUUUGAUUUGUCACGUCUAAGCAACUUCAACCGAUUAAACCGAGCAUGGGGAUACGUGUUAAGGUUCAUUGCCAACAAAUGUACCAAGACGAGGAAUUAUGAGCCACUUACAGCAGAAGAGCUUUCCAGAGCAUCCCGCAUAAUUUGCAGAUUAGUUCAGAACCAAGCAUUCGGCGAUCUUCAAAAAGAAUUGUCAUCAGGUUCUAUGAAACGAAACAAUUACUCAAGUUUGGCACCAUUUAUCGACGAAGACGGAUUGAUUCGAGUUGGAGGUAGAUUGAAAUAUUCUGACAUUCCUUAUGACGGUAAGCAUCAAAUCCUUAUGCCAGAAAAGCAUCUUAUAACGGAAAUGAUAGUUCGUCAUUUGCACGAGAAGUACUUCCAUGUCGGGCACAGUGGCCUGCUCUCGUUCGUGCGCCAGUCUUUCUGGCCAAUCAAAGCUAAGUCAGUUAUCAAGAAAGUCAUUGGAAGAUGCUAUCGCUGUUUUAAAUGUAAACCUCCACAACUGCAGCAAUACAUGGGAAAUUUACCAAGCUAUCGUGUCACGCCAGCCCCACCUUUCAGCCGUACAGGUGUCGACUUUGCUGGUCCGUUUGUUCUCAGGGAAGGAGGACGAAAGCCGAAGUACUACAACUCCUACGUCGCAGUAUUCGUAUGCAUGACAACCAAGGCACUGCACUUCGAGCUCGUGACAGAUAUGCGGACGGAAACUUUUAUCGCUGCGCUUCAACGUUUUAAUGGUCGUCGUGGUUUUCCGUGUGAUAUGUACUCGGAUAACGGAACAACGUUUGUGGGAGCGAACCACGAACUUGCAGCCUUGCGAAAAUUAUUUGAAGAUCAACUCCACCAAAGAAAAUUGAAGGACUACUGUAGUUCUGAAGGCGUAAAAUGGCAUUUUAUUCCGCCAAGAAGUCCUCACUUUGGAGGCAUCUGGGAGGCUGGAGUAAAAUCGAUGAAAUAUCUAAUGAAACGUGUUGUUGGCGAAACGCGUUUAACCUACGAAGAAUUGUAUACAUUCUUGGUCCAAGCAGAGGCAAUCCUCAAUUCACGUCCGUUAUCACCGUAUUCGGAUAAUCCUAACGAUUUUUGCGCUUUGACUCCAUCACAUUUUUUGACUGGACGAUCCUCAAAGGCAUUACCGGAACCAAGUUACGACGAUCUCAAGGUUGGAAGACUAUCGAGGUGGCAGCACAUUCAAAUGAUGCGAGAUCAUUUUUGGAAAAAGUGGUCAGCCGACUACUUACAUACGCACCAGACACGUCAGAAAUGGAAGGGCCGUGUGUUGAAAAUCCAUGAAGGCGCAUUGGUUCUUCUACGAGACGAGAAUAUCCCAUCACAACAAUGGAAAUUAGGUCGAAUCAUCUCAACGCAUCCUGGCAAGGACGGCAUCGUCAGGGUGGUAACAGUUCGUACAGCCAAAGGUGAAUACCAGCGUGCUGUAACCAAGGUUUGCCUGCUUCCUGAUGUUGACUCUGACGACUCAACGGGGGGAGUAUGA
Messenger RNA from Uranotaenia lowii, 3180 nucleotides. RefSeq lists its product as uncharacterized. The coding region runs from base 1 to 3180 and encodes 1059 amino acids. NCBI's taxonomy places the organism in Eukaryota, Metazoa, Arthropoda, Insecta, Diptera, Culicidae. Gene Ontology annotation, molecular function: nucleic acid binding. The record is from RefSeq and is a predicted model, not a curated record. Gene Ontology annotation, biological process: DNA integration. The transcript has a single exon.